CAAAUGAGACUCUGCUUAUCUGGAGGAAGUCUGCAUCCGCUGUGCUAUAAAAGGCAGGACUGGCAGAAGGACAGACAGAGGCUCUGCAUGUCUCACUCAGCUGUGGUGCAAGAUGGCAAAAGUUCUUCUCAUAUCGGUUCUGCUCGUUUUCAUGACUUGGUGUGGCACGCAUGGCAAUGAAGGUGCGUUCUCCUUCCACAUGGAUGACGUAAUCCGAAUCGUGGAGGACCUGGAGCGUUUGAGCCCAGAGCUGGAGAUCCUCGAUGCUGUGGAGCUCCUACGCUCAGCGGGACACUAUGACAGCGCGUACCUUCGACUCCUGCUGGGAGACGGGACGAGGAGCGACCGCAAGCCUGAGCCUUCAGAGCUGAGCCAGGAUCAAACACACUUCAUCAGCAGCCUCCUUCACCACGAGGUCUCGGGGGCCAGGGAGGGAGGGGUGGUCUUGACUCCAGAUGGGACUUCGGUGGCUGUCGCCCCUCUUCUCGUUGGCAUAGAGGCUGGGCUGAAACGGAAGAGGAUCGCCCUUGAAAGCAUAGACGUCCUGUACGCAGCGUCCCUGGCGAAACAUUUAGGCUUGUCCUUCGUUGGUCACCACAGGAGGCAGAACAGCGAGCGUCUGGGGCCGGACGGCUGCUGGGAUGACGUGAAGACGCCCCGGGUUUUUACCCUGAUGGGGGACCCUUCUCCAGCCACCGACGCACUUAUUAACGGAGCACUGGAUGGCAUGAUUUUGGGGGACCAGCUUUCGAAAGAGGGCAAGCCCAUCGUACUGAGUGCCCUGCUGAAGAGGUAUUAUCGGUACGGGGCUGAGGCAGCAGCAGGAAGCUCUCCCGGAGUGCAGAGUCAUUUUAGACGAAGGAAUUUCGCAGCGCUGGUCAGUAUGCCAGUCCUGCAGGAGCAGACAGUGAAGUCCCUUAUUCUGUACCGGGAGCUCAGCAGCCUGCCGCCCCUGGAAGACAAUCUCAUUGAGGGGAUGGUAAGAGAAGGACUGCAGGACUUCCAGCAGAGGUACCUUGACUGCCCCCCGGUGAUCCCACGAUGUAUGUGGGGGGCUCAGCCAUACCGGGGUACCCCCACAAACCUGACGCUGCCCCUGAGCUUCCUGUACAUCCACCACACCUACCAGCCAGCCCAGCCCUGCACAACCUUCAGCCAGUGCGCUGCCGACAUGAGGAGCAUGCAGCGCUUCCACCAGGAGGACCGCGGCUGGGACGACAUCGGAUACAGCUUCGUGGCGGGUUCUGACGGCUACCUGUACGAGGGUCGCGGGUGGGAGUGGCAAGGUGCCCACACCAGAGGGCACAACUCCAAAGGCUACGGCGUGAGCUUCAUCGGCGACUUCACCUCUGUCGCCCCGGACGCCUCCACGCUCGCCCUCGUCAGGGACAGCUUCACCAAGUGCGCGGUGCAGGGGGCGCGCCUCGUCCCCGACUUCACCGUGCACGGGCACCGGCAGGUCGUGAAGGGCACCUCCUGCCCCGGGGACGCGCUCUACUCCGACGUAAUGACGUGGAAGCACUUCAAGAUGAGCGGGGCGGGAAUUCGUGGCUGGCGGUUGGGCUCCGGGAAAUAUUCCAUGAGAAUUUAAGCCCUGGUUGCAGUGCUGAUCGUCAACUGGACCGCGAGCGUAGGGUUGAAACGCUCCACCAGGCCGUCACUCUGCGGGUGGAAGGGGGUCGUCCGCGUUUUGUGGAUCCCCAGCAGCCGGCACAUCUCCGAAAACACCUGGGAUUCAAUGUUCCACCCCAGGUCAUUGUGGAGCUCCUGGGGCACCCCGAAUCGUCUGAAGAACCCCUUCAGCAGUGCUUCAGACACUAUCCCCGCUUCCUGGUCGGGCAGCGCGUAGGCUUCAGGCCACUUAAUAAAGUAGUCGAGGGGAACCAGGACGAAUCAGUUCCCCCUGUCCGAGCAGGGGGAGGGGGUGGAGACGGGCCAAGGAUUUCGACCCCAAUACUCUCCAUUGGACCGCUGAUGGGAAACUGAUGGAGGGGGGCGUACGACCGAUCCGAGGGUCCCUUGAGGGCUGUGCGGUUAUCUCAGCACAGACUGCAGUAAAGAUAAAGCAAUGUGGGCCGUGGUUACACAAAAAUAAAAGUGUGUACAACAAUUAGGGGUCUUGCUCUCUCACCAGUCCCAAACCAAAAGAGAACGUUUUCAGCGAGUCGUCCCCCUUAAAAAACUUUUCCAUAACAGGUCUCUCCCUAUAACCAGGCUCCCCAUUGAUCCAAAACAGUCCUGCCGCUGACAUCACAGACGCAGUUACAGUUCGGGGGCUGCAGCGAGAGCAUGCAGGACCCCCAAGUUACCUGACCCACCUGGUUUCCCCAGUUCCGCCCAGCCGGCGUUACAGUAUUAUCACUUUCCGUUCAGGGGUAUUAUUACACAAGGUAUUUUGUAUGACGCACAGUAGUAUUAUUUUCGGCCUAUCGAUAUAUUACUGUAGAAAUAAUACAUGCAAUGUAAUCCUGUGAUGUCGAUAGAAUCACUGGACAACGGUGAACUAUCAAUCAAAAACGAAUGAAUGUCUAUGUCAGCUGACAACUUGAGAACUCUGAGUGUAAGCAAUUACCAGUGCAUCACAUAGCAACCGCCACGCCCACUUCCGGGUGUUUGAAAAAAAGUAUUUUAGUCGUUUGUGAAGAUCUUAUAUGUGAUUACAGUAUAUUAUAUCAUGCAG
Acipenser ruthenus (sterlet) is the source of this 2680-nucleotide messenger RNA. Its product is annotated as N-acetylmuramoyl-L-alanine amidase-like. The transcript has 5 exons. The record is from RefSeq and is a predicted model, not a curated record. Gene Ontology annotation, molecular function: peptidoglycan immune receptor activity; zinc ion binding; peptidoglycan binding. The coding region runs from base 113 to 1591 and encodes 492 amino acids. NCBI's taxonomy places the organism in Eukaryota, Metazoa, Chordata, Actinopteri, Acipenseriformes, Acipenseridae. Gene Ontology annotation, biological process: defense response to Gram-positive bacterium; peptidoglycan catabolic process; detection of bacterium.